UCUAGAACUAGUUCACCUGUCAGCCCGCCGCUUAAUAUCCUAAUGACUUUAGUUAGACGAGCUUAAACUUUUCUUCGUUUUGUUUUUAGUCCCAUACCUUUUAUCGACUGUUCAACGCGGAACGGCACUAGUAACCCACGCCGUAAAAAAUGAUUAUGGAACCUUUAGCGAAACGGUAUCUAUUUUCAUGGCUGUUUGUGGCUUUAAGUCUUCAGGUGUCGAGUUUACAUUUUGCAGUAGCGACUUACUACACAGCCUACCUGAACGUGUCGUUUAUUGAUCCUGCAAACAACGAAACCAUAUCGCGACAAGGGGAAAGCGGACCAACGCUAUAUGGACAAGAUUCUCCUAAAGUUACGGUGAUGGGGGACGUUUAUUUACCUGAUCCGAUUUACAGUUGCGAAAGUGAUACUUUUUAUGAUGUGCCUAGUGGGUCAAAAGGGUGGAUCGCCAUAAUUCAACGCGGCUACGAAUGUACUUUUUCACAGAAGAUCAAUGUUGCAGCCAGUAAAGGAGCUGUUGCUGCUGUAAUUUUCAAUGGUCUUGGUACAAACAAUACAGUCAUCCAAAUGUCGCACCCAGGAACAGGAGAUAUGGUUGCCAUCAUGAUUAGUCACAGACGGGGCAUGGAAAUUGUUGAGCUGAUCAGGCAAGGGAUUCCAGUCUCGAUGACCAUUGAGGUGGUCAAGCAGCAUGGUGUCUGGAUGAGCCACUAUUCUGUGUUCUUCGUCUCCAUCUCCUUCUUCAUGAUAACAGCAGUAACUGUUUGCUACUUCAUCUUCUACUCGGCCCGCCGCCUCAACGUCGUUCGUCUACAAAACCUUCAACAGAAACAGCUGAAGGCAGAGGCCAAGAAAGCCAUUGGUCAGCUGCAAGUCCGGACCGUGAAACGGGGAGAUAAGGAGACUGGGCCUGACGCUGACACCUGUGCAGUAUGCAUUGACGUUUACAAGUCUGGCGACGUGCUGACCAUUCUCACCUGCAAUCAUUUCUUCCACAAGACCUGCAUUGAGCCCUGGCUAAUGGAGCAUAGGACCUGCCCCAUGUGUAAAUGUGACAUACUCAAGGCCUUGGGAGUAGAGCAGCCGGAAGAGGACCAGCCCAGUCAUCAGUUGACCAUGCAUCCAGACAUGACGUCCUACCCCAGGGUUCUAGUCCCAGAGGACACCCGCAGUGAGACAGCCUCCGCAGGCUAUGCUUCUGUACAAUGCACAGAGGAGCACAGCAGCCCAGCAGAUGAGACCCACGUGUAUGAGACAUUGGGGCACCAUCCUGGUCCAGGAUCAAUCGAGGUGGACAUCUUCCAGCCCCAUUAUGACAACCUCGCCUUUGAGGGCAACUCAAGAAACCAACGGGAACCCCUGACAUGAAUGGGAUGCUCACUCUAAGCACUAGACCUUGGCUAAUGGGACUUGGGCCACAAUCAAUUACAUUUGAAGAUGUUUCCUGUGGUCAUGAAGCAAGGGAAACCAGGAAUGUGGGUCUGAUAUUAUUCAUAGGGAAUGAGGGCUUGACAGAUAUAUGCAUAUCAAUUUACAUGAAAUUGAUGAGGCAAUCCUUCGAUGCACUAGUCUGAGUUUGGAAAUGGUACUGUCCAGUUUCAUUCUGAUUUAAUUGUACUUUUUAUAAUAUGAUUUGAUGUUUUUUGAGGCUUAAUUACAUCAGUCAAUGUAUCACUUCAUCAG
Oncorhynchus tshawytscha (Chinook salmon) is the source of this 1685-nucleotide messenger RNA. RefSeq names its product E3 ubiquitin-protein ligase RNF128-like. The transcript has 7 exons. NCBI's taxonomy places the organism in Eukaryota, Metazoa, Chordata, Actinopteri, Salmoniformes, Salmonidae. Gene Ontology annotation, cellular component: nucleoplasm; cytoplasm. The coding region runs from base 150 to 1370 and encodes 406 amino acids. The record is from RefSeq and is a predicted model, not a curated record.